UCUGCUUCCGCCAUCCAACUCAUCUUGGAGCUGUGCUCCGAGGCUAUCAACAAUGAUAUUUAUACUUAUUUUAAUUUAUUGUACGUCCUUAGGUACCGGUUUUGAUAUGAAGUCUAUUUUUUGUUCAAUAUCUGACAGCUGCGACUGUGACUUCAAACCAGACAUAAAAGGUUUAGAGUGGGACCUUUAUAAAAACCUUUAUGGUCAACAUAUGGCUCAGGAUAUUGUCUCGGAAACAGUGGUGAAUUUUUUACAGAAUGAAAACCCCGAUAGACCACUAGUGCUGUCAUUCCAUGGAGCAUCUGGGACUGGAAAAAGUCUGGUCAGCUCUAUGAUUGGACGACACAUCUACGGUACAGCAAUGGGCAGUUCAUACAUCCAUCAGUUUGUUCCCACUUUACACUUUCCUUCAGCUGACAGGGUGCAACAAUACAGGUCAGAUCUAAAACGCUGGGUCGAGGGAAACCUCACAGCUUGUGCUCGCUCAAUCUUCAUCUUUGAUGAGAUGGAGAAAAUGCCUCCUGGUGUGAUCGAUGUUUUAGAACCGCAUUUAGGCCCCUUUCAUGUUCUGUUCCAGACGAACUACCGUAAAGCAAUUUAUAUAUUUAUCAGUACUGUAGGUCAGGAGGUAAUUAACAAGGUUGCGCUGGAGAGCCGUCAGGCAGGUAGAGAUCGAGAGGACAUUCUCCCUAAAGAGCUGGAGGACAGUAUUGCUGAUGCAGUGUACAACAACAAGAACAGUGGGUUCUACCACUCCAGAAUAAUUACAGAAAAGCUUAUCACUCGUUUUGUGCCUUUUCUUCCCUUGCUGCGGCGCCACGUGGAGCGCUGUGCCCAGCGGGAGCUCUGCCAGCGUGGGGAGUGUCAGCGUGCAGAUGUGGCUUUGUCGGUAGGAGGCGCCAUUACUUACACACCAAAUGACAGCCAAUACUUCUCCAGCACUGGCUGCAAAUUAGUACCUGCAAAAGUUAACCUGUUCCUUUGAGGGUCAAAGUAAAAUCCCUUAAGGAACUUAACAGCAACUCAGAGCUCUUUGGGUGAAGGAACUACAGAGUAAAGCUGCCUGAAUUUGGAAUUUGGGGACACUUGUAUGUUUCAUCCAUAUAGAUGAAUUCUGAUGAAGAAUGAGCAGGGUGCGAUAAAUAUUGCUAGCUCUGGCUUUGCUGGUUUUAAUCAAGCAGGAAUAAGUCUGUUGCUAGUUAAUAAAAAGGACAGAUUCACAGAGCCGGCCUCAGUUCUCUGGGCCACUGAAACAACCUACAACACCCUCAGUUUCAGUGUGCAGGUAACUACAAAUGACGUGGUCUCAGAACUUUAUUUUAUCAUGGGAUAUUAAUUUAAAAAUGGAACUAAGUGCUGUAUUUUUGAUGCCGACCACAGGGUGGCAGCAGUGCCUACUUGAAGCAAGUUUUUUUUUUUGUCCCACAAUAACAUUAUUGUUUUUUCCAUUUUUAAAAAUCGUAUUAAAUAUGUAAAUGAUGUAUAAUAGCUUUAUUUUAGUAUUUAAAUAGUUACUCUUUUUAAACCAGACAAAUCAGUAAGUUUCUACAGCUCUUUCAGUCUUUCAGUACAAUGUAAAUAAGGAUGUCUUAAAGCAACAGUUCACCCAAAAUUGUAAUUUUGUCAUCAUUUGCUCACCCUCAUGUCAUUC
Messenger RNA from Sinocyclocheilus rhinocerous, 1651 nucleotides. RefSeq names its product torsin-2A-like. Gene Ontology annotation, cellular component: endoplasmic reticulum; nuclear envelope; endoplasmic reticulum lumen. Lineage: Eukaryota; Metazoa; Chordata; Actinopteri; Cypriniformes; Cyprinidae. Bases 53 to 985 code for a protein of 310 amino acids. The record is from RefSeq and is a predicted model, not a curated record. The transcript is spliced from 5 exons. Gene Ontology annotation, molecular function: ATP hydrolysis activity; ATP binding.